AUGCUGGCCCCGGGCAGCGGCCCCGAGCUGAGGACCUGGUUUGCCCCGCUGUGGAGGCAGAUCUCUUGGCUCACCUGCUGGAUUGCCCUGUGCACGGCGGAGGCCGCCCCCGCCUGCCCCUUGACCUGCACGUGCGACGGCCACGGCCUGCAGGUGGACUGCAGCGGCCGGGGCCUCGCCGCGCUGCCCGUGGACCUGCCGGCCGCCACCCGCAGCCUGCUGCUCGUGAACAACAGGCUGAGCUCCCUGCCCGCUGGGGCCUUCGCCGGCCUGUCGGGCCUGCAGCGGCUGGACCUCUCCAACAACUUCCUGGACGGGCUGCCGCGUGCCGCCUUUGGGGAGCUGGUCAACCUGACGGAGCUGCAGCUGCGCAACAACAGCCUCCGCGCCCUGGACCCCGAGCUGCUGCGGCCACUGCCGCGCCUGCGCCACCUCGACCUGUCCCUCAACGGCCUGGCCCGGCUCCCGCCCGGCCUCUUUGACGGGCUCUCCGCCCUGCGCUCCCUGUUCCUGCGCGCCAACCGCCUGCAGAGCCUGGACCGGCGGACCUUCGAGCCCCUGGCCAGCCUGCAGCUGCUGCAGGUGGGGGACAACCCCUGGGAGUGCGACUGCCACCUGCGGGACUUCAAGCACUGGCUAGAGUGGUUCUCUUACCGAGGGGGGCGCCUGGAUCAGCUGGCCUGCACCCUGCCCAAGGAGCUGAGGGGGAAGGACAUGCGCGUGGUCCCCAUGGAGAUGUUCAACUACUGCUCCCAGCUGGAGGACCAGAAUAGCUCAGCUGGGCUGGAGGUCCCCGGGCCACCCUGCACCAAGGUCAGCCCGGAGCCUCCCAAGCCCGAGCCCGAGCCCAGCACCGCCUGCCCCCAGAAGCAGAGGCCGCGGCCCGUGAGCGUGCGGCGGGCCAUCGGCACCGUGAUCAUCGCCGGGGUGCUGUGCGGUGUGGUUUGCGUCAUGAUGGUGGCGGCCGCCGCCUACGGCUGCAUCUAUGCCUCCCUCAUGGCCAGGUACCACCGGGAGCUCAAGAAACGCCAGCCCCUGAUGGGUGAGCCGGAGGGCGAGCACGAAGACCAGAAGCAGAUCUCCUCUGUGGCCUGA
This is a messenger RNA of Mesoplodon densirostris (Blainville's beaked whale), 1095 nucleotides long. RefSeq names its product leucine rich repeats and transmembrane domains 2 (gene LRTM2). Gene Ontology annotation, molecular function: protein binding. Bases 1 to 1095 code for a protein of 364 amino acids. The transcript is spliced from 3 exons. The record is from RefSeq and is a predicted model, not a curated record. NCBI's taxonomy places the organism in Eukaryota, Metazoa, Chordata, Mammalia, Artiodactyla, Ziphiidae. Gene Ontology annotation, cellular component: plasma membrane.